Messenger RNA from Colletotrichum destructivum, 941 nucleotides. Its product is annotated as Putative small ribosomal subunit protein bS16. Gene Ontology annotation, biological process: mitochondrial translation. Bases 1 to 531 code for a protein of 176 amino acids. Lineage: Eukaryota; Fungi; Ascomycota; Sordariomycetes; Glomerellales; Glomerellaceae. Gene Ontology annotation, cellular component: ribosome; mitochondrial small ribosomal subunit. The transcript has 3 exons. Gene Ontology annotation, molecular function: structural constituent of ribosome. The record is from RefSeq and is a predicted model, not a curated record.
AUGGGAGAGGUCGGCAUCGGAACAACCGCCGCGCCGACCAAAAAUUCCUGGAGACGGGACCGGGGCAAACCACCACGGCAAAGGCCCUCUAUCUCACCACGUCGGAGCUGUCGCAUCUCCAGAACCACCUUCGUCCACGAACCCGUCUUACCGCCCCGUCCCCCUCCGACUUCGAAAAUGGUCGUCCGCAUACGCCUUGCCCGCUUUGGGCGCGUCAAUCAGCCCUUCUACAACAUCGUCGUCUCGCAAGCCAGAACCGCCCGCAACAGCAAGCCCAUCGAGGUCAUCGGCACCUAUGAGCCCAUUCCCAAGCAAGACCCCUACGACUCCACGACCAAGCUGCACAAGGACAUCCGACUCGACACCCUCCGCGCGCGCUACUGGAUCGGCGUUGGCGCUCAGCCGACCGACACCGUAUGGAGGUUACUGUCAAUGGUCGGGAUCCUCGAGCCGAAAUACACACCAAACGGGACCGCUAACACGGCAACCGCGGCAAAGUCCAUCAAGAGCCCUCUUAAGACCAAGGCGUAGCCGGAAAGAGAAGAUGGGGGGAAAUGGCUUAGUACGAUCAGUUGAUGUGUCUGCGCCGGCUGUGGCCACGUGCCGCCAGAAAGAAAUUGACAUGGGACGAAAGAAACCCUCUAGGGGGGGCGUGAUUAGGGACGCCGAAGAUGACUUUCCACGGCGGAACCUGCACCAAUGGGGUCAGGUAGAAAAGGCCGGCCAGAGACGAGCCAAUGUACUAUUACUGGGUAACUAUUGCGGGCCAAGGGGAGGUUCGCAUGUAAGACUGAGCCGCAUGGGCGAAGAUGUGGUACAUGCGGCACGAGUCUACCUCAUACUGAUAUUUCGAGGGAGUGUCGUGCCACAUGAGCUGUACACUAUGAAAAAGAGGCUAUUAAAAGGACCCAAGAUGUCACUCCAAUUCAAGCUAUAUAUUC